This is a messenger RNA of Schistosoma rodhaini, 9024 nucleotides long. The record is from the annotation of a GenBank genome assembly. Lineage: Eukaryota; Metazoa; Platyhelminthes; Trematoda; Strigeidida; Schistosomatidae.
AUGCCUGGACGAUCAAGCCAAAUUUCAGACCACCCUAAUCAACGUAAUCUUGUCCAAGUUUAUACAGUUUUACCUCCAGGAAUCGAUUCAAAAGUAACAGCUCAUCUCAUAUUAAUUGUCCGCUUAUUUCGCCCAUACUCGUCAUACACUGGAUCGAGACGUUUUGAAUUUGGGAGUAAUUCUUUCAAUGAUAUUUAUGUACAAGUUCGAUGGUGGGGUGAACCAGCUGGAGAGAAAUGUGCCAUAUUUUACCCUCGACUAGCGCAUAAAGUUGGACAUAAACAGGCAACAUGCACCAAAGCUCGCUAUAAAAUUACUGUACCAUUAGAUCGAUUUAGUGCUUAUCUUAAAGAUAUGCGUGAACUGCGUCUGGAUGUUAUUGAUAUUCGUCAUCAACGUAUUAUUGGACGUGGACGAUUAGAUAGGGUUGAUCGUUUGACUCCAACUACACCAAUUGAUGCCAUUUUACCCGUUAUUAAUGAAAUUGGUGAAAAAUUGGGCGACUUAAAUAUAUCACUAAUGAUCGAACCAGUUAUAAAUCCAAAUUCUAAAUCUAUGGUAACACGAUUUAAUUGGAAGAAAAUAGAUCAUAAUGUUACUGAUAAUAUUGACAAUAAUCAUGAUCAUGUUAAUAAUAAUAAACAACAACCAAUAGAAAAUGAUGAAAUUUCAAUUAGUAGCAAUGAUCAUAUAAUUAUCAAUGAACAGAUUGAUUCAAUUCAAUCACAACAGAAUAAUGGUGUUGUCAAUGAACAUCCAGUUGAUUUAGACAUUGGAUCACUUGAUCAAGAUAAUUAUCAUUCAUCUCAUAAUGUGAAUUUACUUGAUAAUUCAAAUAAUUAUAGAUUACGUACAACUAUUCAUGGUCAUGGCAGGGAAUUAACCAAUACCGACAAGGAUAGUUUUUCAACUCAUUCAGGAAAUGAUAAUGAUGUUAAUUUUUCAAAAAGAGAACAAUUGUUAUCUCUUGCAUUAGAGAAAAGUAAACAUUUACGUGAAGCAUUAAGUUGUUCAUCAAUUUUCAAUCAUCAAGAUUAUAAUGAUAACGAAAGUGAUGAUAAGAAUAAUAUGGAUGGGUUGAAAGCAUCUCGAUCUUAUACCAGUGAUGGACGCUUCUCAGGCGGUUUAACACCAAAUAAAUUACAUCAUUCAAGUCCCGAUCUCCGGAGUAUCAUGUUUGAAAAGUGUAUACAUAAUCGUGAUAAUCGCAUUCAUUUAGCAUCACAAACGAAAACCAAAUCAAAUAAUCUUGAUUUAAUAAAAUAUAUUCUUGAAAGUGAAUCGCUCGAUGAUCCAGUUCAAGUUAAUACACAAAACCAUGAUAACCAUCAUCGUCAGCAUCACGUUAGUUACAAAAAAGGUGUGCAUUUACAAAAUAUAAUGUUUGCCAAUGGCAAUGAUAGUAAUCUACAUGCAGAUAAGGGAAUCGGUGUCACCCAAAACUAUCCAUUGUCAAAUAAUAACAUGGUUGUUCAAUUUGGAAAUUCAGAAUAUAUAAAAGAAGAUGAUGAAUUAAUUGAAAAUUUAUUAUAUAGUAAUGAAAAUUCUAUCGACGAAAAUGAAUUGUUGAAUUCAAAUACUUUAUUCAAACAAUCUAAUAACGUACAACCAUUAAAACAAGUUACUUUGAAUGGAAAAAUUGUGAAUCAACACUGUCAGAAUAAUUUAUCUAAAUCUGGUUGUAAUCUGAAAGGAGCCAAUUUACACUUUAAAUGUUUAAGUUUAUGUAGAAAAUAUUCCGAAAAUAAAAUGUCAAACGUUGUUAACUCUUCUAAAUCUACAUUAUAUAAUAAAACAUCAAGAAAUCCAACGAAACUGUUAUCACAAAAAUCUCAUCCAAUAUCAGUAUCAUCAGUAUUGCCAUUUAAUAAAGUCAAAUCGAAUGACAUCAAUACUUUAUCGGACAGUAUUUUCAUGGAGUUAGAAGUAUCUGUCCCAACAUUGUCUUCGCUAUCAUCAUCCAAUAAAAUCGGUGGUACAUGGACUACAACUAGUUUUACAUUAUCUACAGAAUUACGUAAUCAGUUUGAAGUUAAAUCAACUAAACGAAAACAACAAAAUGAUGAUGCAUAUGUCAAUUUCUAUUGUCUAACAAAUAAGAAAAUUAAUAAUUCUAAUGAUGCUUAUAUUGAAGUCAAUUUCAAUCAUCAAUUACAUUCUAAUGAUAAAGUCAAUAAUCAUGACAAUCAUAUUCGUUUACGUCUAUUUCGUCUAUGUAACCCAGUAAAAGAAGAUGAAGAUACUACACAGUGGGAAUCAGAAUUGAUUGGUGUGAAUUUUGUCAAUCCAGAUGAAAUUCGUUCAAUUAUCUUAUCAAAAGUACAUUUGAAUUCAUCUAAUCCUACAACUCAUUUAUAUAUUCAUCUAUGUUCUGGACAAAAAAUGAAAACUAAUAAUUCAAAUGUGAUUGGUCGUUUAGAAUUUGAAUUAGAACCAAUUUGGAAUACCACUGCUACAUCUAGAAAUCAAAUGAAUAUCAACAUAAUGAAAAAAGACAGUGAAUAUUUCGGGUCAAUUCAAAAGGCUGUGAAAAAUGAUAAAUUUCAUUCAGUUCAAAGUUCAAUGUAUCAUAAACCAGAUCAUUCAAAAGAAAUAAUACCGUCAAAUACUGUCAUAUUAAAUACAAUUCUACAUAUAUCUGAAGGCAAAGAAUUAAAACUUUCAAAUAAUUAUCGUAAUAAACAAUUAUUAACAUCAAAAUAUAUUACGAAGUUACCGAAUGAUUGUAUUAUGAUUGAACAUUCUUAUUUAAUUGUACGUUUACCUUGGUGUCACCAAAUUCACUCAUCAUCGGAUUUGUCGACGAUUAACUUAGAUCAAUAUCACUCAAAUGUCGCCUGGCUGAGUGGAUCAUGUCCACAAUAUGCAUUCACUAUUAGAUCACAAUGUUUAUUAAAUCAGAAAUCAGUUACUCGUUUGGUCAAAUCAUCUAUUGUUUUAGAGGUGUGGUCUAAAUGGAUGAGUGGUUUACCGGAUCAUUUAAUUGGACUUGUGAAAAUUCCAACAGACCAACUGGUAAAACUUUAUGCUCACUGCGAUUUGAUUACAUCGCAAAUAUGGUGGCAUUCAGAUAAUGUGAUACAAAGUUUAUUGAAAGCACAACAUCCAAUGAUUCCUGUGGACACAUGGUUGCCAAUAAUUGAUCCAUUCUCUGGUUGUGAAAAUGGUCAAAUUCAUGUUCUACUCGCUGUUGGUACACAAGAACAAAUCGAUAAUUUAUUAACACUACAAAAUUUGAAAUGUACUAUUGAUGCAGAUAACAAUAUUAUUACGAAUACAGCAGAUCAAGGUAGAAAAAGUGGUAUUAUUGAAUGCAAAGACAUUAAGAGGGAUAAUUCAUGUGUAGAUUUAACAGUUGAGCAUAGAAUCGGUAUAACCUUUGAACAGUUGUUUGAUUUCGAUCCACACAUCCCACUUCAAUAUGAUUCAAAUUAUAAUGGAGCUGUACCAUGGGGUGAUUUAGAUUGUUAUGUUCAAUAUUUUUUUCCCACUGAUACAAAAGCUAAAUGUUUAGCUAGCACUCGUACCACUACUCAAAUGCUUAGUAAGCCGUCUAUGAUAACUAAUCAUACUAUUCAAGAAAAAAUUGCGAAACAUAUCUCCUGUGAAUUCAUAUCUGCGAAUUCAUUGAGUAAAAAAGAAAAUGCAUCAUCAUCUAGGAUAAAAUCACCACCAUCCUCUUCAUCAUCAUAUUGGAGCCACACACAUAGACUGUGUACAAAUAUACAAAUAACUUCAGAAUCACAGAAUAAGAUGGAUUUAAUCAGGUCAAAAAUUGAAACGGAAUUUAUUCAGUGGAUUUUAGAUAUGUUGACUCGUGCAGAUUUUGAAAGUAAUAAAUUAAAUUUGAAACGAGGUUUAUUAAUUGAACUUUGGUUACGUAUCUAUUCACCAAAUCUACAUGAUUGUUUAGCUGCGAAAGGAUAUAUUCCUGAAGAAUUAUUAUGCAAAUUAAUUAGUAAAAAUCAAUCAUUAAAAUCUGGAGACGACAAAGAGGAUGAUCGAAAUGAUGAACAUAAUCAUCAAUCAAUAAGAUUUUGUAUUGAUCUGUAUGAUGUGAACAGUAGCAGUGGAUGUUUAAAUGGGAGAUUACAAAUUAGUAUGGAUUAUUGUUAUAACAUCAUCAACCGUAGUUCUACAAAAUUUGAUAACACAUUAACCAAAUCAAUAACAACACAACCUACAACUUUGUCUAACAAACAAUCUAUUCUCAUUUCAACUUCUUCAAAUCAACCCAUUCAUAAUUCAAUAUUAAUUCUACCAAGUCAAACACAAUUUAAUCAUCAUAUUCAAAUAUGUUUAAAUGGAAUAAGUGGAAUGAAAUUCUCAAUCAUGAAGCAUCUUAAUGAAAUCUCCUAUACAAAUAGAAUAUUUCAUGCACGUUUACAUUGUUUAUUAUUAAUACCAAAUGAUAAAAGAUAUUCCCAUUCACUAAUGAAUGAAUUAUAUCAUAUUCAUUUAAUUAAAUCUACUAUUAGUUCACCAAUAUAUAAUACACAUUAUACAAUGGAAUUAAAUUGUAAAUUAGAUAUACAAUUACCUACUUCAUGGCUUAUUGCAUAUCAACAAUAUAAUAAUCAAUCUAAUUUAAUAAAUAAUCAAAAUAGAAAUAAUUAUGAAAUUACAUUAUUAGAAGCUAUUUUAAAUGGUGAUCAAUAUCAAAUGGAACAAUAUAGAAGACCAAUAAUAAAACCAUGUAUUAUAAUACAAGUUGAUAUAUGGUUACAUAAUAAUAUGUCAGAGAAAUUCAAUGAAUUUAAUCAUAAAAAUAUAAAAUAUUGGGGUCUACAAUAUACUAAUUUUGAACAACAGUCAAAUGAAAAUAUUAAUUCAAUCAUUAAUCCUGGUAAAGAAUAUCAACUGAUUAGUAGCUGUCGUGUUCCUUUAUCUGCACUUAUUUUCUCUUCACAUGGUAAUUUGCCAUCACGUUGGUAUCCAUUAACAUCAUUUAUUAACGUUGAUGAUGAUAUUGGUAAAUAUGGUGACGAUAAUUCAUUGAUUUCUUGGCAAAGUAAAUUUAGUGGAGCUAUCCAACUCAGUAUGCGUUUGAUUGAUCCGCAUUUGAUUAAAAUAGUUCCAUGCAAUAAUUUAACUACUACUAUUGAUAAUAAUAACAAUAAUGCAAUGAAUAAUAAUCAUAGUCCAUCUCUAAUUAAUUGCUUACAUGAUUGGAAUAUUCUAUUUAAUGUUGAAAAAUUAGAAAAUGGACAAAAUUCUAUUGUAGCAUUUAAAAAUGAAUUUGAAUUAUGGAAAGAUGGUCUAGAUGAAUAUGGCUGUCAGUAUAAACAUUUCACAAUCUAUCUUAAUUUUGCAUAUCUUCCAAAAAUUAAACAAUUAUUAAACGAUACUAUUGAUUUCAAUAAUCCAUUACCUAGAAAUUAUACAAUAGAAAAUAAUUUCAAAGCCUACACAUUUGUUCGUUUUCAAUUUCCCAAUUAUGGUACACAAAUGUCUCAGUUAAUUUUCCUGCCAAAUGAUGAUGAUCAUACAUCAGAUAGACAAUCUACUAUUGUUGAAUUCAAAGAAUAUAAAGAAUUUGUUAUCCCAGUCAGUGCAGAGUUACGAAAUUUCUUGGCCGAAUCUACACUAGAAUUUCAAGUAUGGAUUAUUUGGACAGAUGAAAAUUUAAAAGAAUUAGACAAGAGUAAUAAUAAUUACGAAACUGGACUACAAAAGUUUAUCAUCGAUGAACUGAACAAUAAAGAAUAUCUAAAAAGACAUCAAGUUCCUGCACCUCGUCAUAUUGGCACUGCAACUAUCCCACUAUAUCAUUUAUUGUAUCCAAGACCACAAGUCACACCACAUUCAAACACUAAUUCUAUCAACUGCCUAGAGGGUGAUCCAUCUGGGAUUCGUUGGUGGAAUAAUCAACAACAAUGGAUGGGAACAGAUAGAAUAAAUUCAAGUGGAUUGGCAGUAUAUCCUUUAUAUCGUGCAAAUACAGCAAAUUUUUAUGAUAGUUGGAUUGCUGUACAUAUUGAAAUGACCGGAUCAAAAACUGAGAAUUGUUUAUGGUCGAAACGAUAUCAUACUUGUAAAAUGAAUAAAUUAAUUUCACCUGAAAUCGAUGGACAUUUAGGAUGGAAUUUAAAACAUUACAAAUUGCCUCCUUUGGUCAAUAAUCCAUUAUAUAACAGUAAUAAUAAUAAUAAUAAUUGUCAUUUAACUACCGAAUUAGAUGAUGAUGAUAAUUAUAUAAAAAAUGAAACAUUUCCUGCUGAAAUUAUCGUUGAAAAAGCAUAUCAUUUACGUUUAUCUCAUCAUAAUAAAUUUGAUAAUUCCACUGAAUCAACUGAAAACAGUGAACCAUACUUUAAAACAAAUGAUGAUAAUAAUAAUAAUAAGGAAACAGCUAAUUAUUCUGUAUUUGUUACAUUUCCUGUGAAUGGUGGUAAUCAUUAUUGUUUUAAUAAUAAACAUUCUAUUACUGGUAAUACUAAUCAAAAUGAAAAAUUAUGGAAACAAAUUAUUAAAUUAUCCAAUAUUAAUUUAAAUCGUAUAGCUUUAACACCUAAAGUAAAAAAUCUUGAAUAUGCACACUGGAAUUAUUGCCGUUUUGUUCGUAUACCAUUAGAACUGAUACAAUCUUCAUGUAAUCAGGGAUUAAUGUUUCAUGUAUGGGCUGUGAAACAUGAUGAUGAUGAUGACUAUGAUAUGAAUAAUGAUAGUAGCUAUGCACCAAAAUUAAUCGGUAUUGCUACAGUCGACUUAACUACCUUAUCACAUUUAUUCAGUGAUUCAAUUCAUUCAACAAAUAAUGAAUUUAAUCAAAUUUAUGGUUGGUAUCAUGUAUUAAAUAAUGAUACAGGAUGUCCAUCUGGUCAAAUUUUAAUUGGAGUUAAACCAUUAAUCAAUAUUGGACAACAACAGAUAAUUACUUAUAAUUUGUCAUCACUGAACAAUAAUGAAUUUACCACAAAUAAUAAUUUUAGUAGUUUAUCACACAAUGUAUACACUGAUCAGAUUAAACCAUUUGGGAAUUAUUCAAUUUUCCAAAAUGGUUUAAACUCGACAUUAUCAAAUUGUGAUUUGGCAAAAUCAACGCACUCAUUAAAUGAUUGUAAUACAGGCAAAGUAUCUGAUGAUAUACUUGUGAAUAAAGAAGAAUCUAAUCAUUCUGAAUUAAAUCGUUCUGUGUUAUUCGAGAAUUUAAGAACACGUUUAAACGAACUAGAUGAAAUAAAUACUAAAUUGAAGAAUCGUUUAAAUUUAUCAACAUCCAAUGAAAAAUUUUUUAGUCAUGCUGAUAAUAACACUAAUGAUAUUGAUAAGAACUAUAAUGAUGAUACAAAUAUGAAAAAUGAAUCAUUUUUAAAUCAAUCAUUUCAAAAUAAAUUACAAUCCUUAAAUGAAGAAAUAGACUAUUCGACUUUGGUGAAUGAUCUAUCACUUUCUCAGCAUCAACCACAUUACAGUCAGCAUUUGGCAGACUUACAUGCUAAUGAUGAAAAUAUGUUGUAUGUAAAUAGUAAAUUUCAAUGUACAUUUCUACAGUCUCAGUUAAACCAUAAUAGUGAUGAUGAUACUUAUUCCGCACAUAAAAUAAAUGAUGAUUUCACAAUAAAUAAAUUUAUAAAACAAUGCAAUCACCAUUUUACUAUCGAUAAUUGUUCAUUCACAAAUUCUACCAACGAAAAUAUUGACUGUUUAAUUUCGAACUCAUUAAAACAAUCUACUGAAAAUGGAAGAUUGAACACCAUCGAAAAAGACAAUGACAACAAUAAUAUUGACGUUGAAAGUGCAUUAACAAAUGAUGGUGAUAAUCAUGAUGAUGCUCAUAACAAGGAGAACAUUGUUAACACAGACAAGGAUGAUGAACAGUCAGAGAUUUCUGUAGUUUCACCUUUACUACAUGAUCAAUCUUCAAAUAUUUCUGAUGCUCAUGAUUAUAAUGACGAUGAAGACAUUAUCAGUAUAGGUACAGACAUUCAACAUAUCACAAGUUGUAAUGAAAUUUCUAGAGAAUGCGGUGGUAGUUAUGAUACUGAUUGUAAUAAUGAUGAAAAGAAACUUGAAGAAGAUAAUGUCAAGCAACUCCAUAAUAAUAAUAAUAACAAUGAUAGUAGAAGUAGUAAUAAUAUAGUGCACAAUGAAAGUGAACAAUAUUCACCAAUGAAUAACAAACUAUCACAUACAGAAAUUAAUAAUGUAUUAACUGAAUUACUGAAUCAAAAAAGUUUAUCUGAAACUUCAGCUUCCUCUGUAUGGUUACCAGAUGAUGAUGAUGAUGAUGAUGAUGAUGAUGAUGAUGACAAUGUUGAUAAUAAUAGUAAUAAUGGUAUUUUAUAUGAAAAUGAUCCAAGUUCAUUAUAUACACGAUCAACUAUUACACAAUCACCUCCAUCAAUUGAUAAUCAAUCAAUUAGACAAGUUGAAGUUUCAUUGACAAAUAGUCAAAAUAUUCAAAUGAAUAAACCAAUUAUAUCACAUGAACAUGAAUUAACUCAGAACAGAAUUAUUCAAAAUAAAGUAUAUGAAUCAAAUGAAGAGAAAAUGGAUAGAAACAGAGAUAAUGAAGAAGAACAAAGAGAUAAAGCAAAAAUACUUCGACUAGACAAUGAAGACGAUGAUGAUAAUAGUGCUGGAUACUCUGACAAUUUAAAGUUAUUGAACAAAGAUGAUGAUUUAGCUGAAACUAGUCGGUGGGAUACAGAACAACCAUUAUCAGUGAAUUCAAAGUUAACACCAAUGUUUAUUCCUAAUUUCUUUCCUUCUACAUCUCGUAUAGAAAAAUUAUUUACUAGCAGAACAAAUGAUUGUCAAGAGGAUAGUAAUUCAAUGGAUUCAAAUACAAAUUUAAGUAAUAAUAAUAAAAAUAUAGAUCCUUUAAGAAAUCGUUUGAAUAAUCGUUUAUCAGAAGCUGUUCUUUAUACAAUGAAUACAACCAUGACAGAUAGUAACCCUCAAACAAACAAUAAUACAAAUUUAAUUAUAAAUGAUACAUUAUCCGCUUUCAUUACAAAUGGUUAUAAAACAAGAAGUUUAAAGAAAGCAGAACGUGUUUUUAACAUGACAUUUAAAUGA